This is a messenger RNA of Saccostrea cuccullata (small rock oyster), 4636 nucleotides long. RefSeq lists its product as uncharacterized. The transcript is spliced from 12 exons. The record is from RefSeq and is a predicted model, not a curated record. The annotation marks the transcript as partial. Lineage: Eukaryota; Metazoa; Mollusca; Bivalvia; Ostreida; Ostreidae.
CAAAUGAGAAUGGAGAAGUGUCUGCUUCAGAUUUUAUCUCAGGAAUGGGCAAUGAAGAUGACAGUGAGGAGGGCGAGGAUUUCCUGCCAGAGUCCAUGGAAUCCCCUGAUAACGAUCCCUCAGGAGAAAAUACCCAGGAAUCUCCACAGGAAACUAAUGAACCAUCCACUGACGAGGGUACCUCAGAAUACAGCACUUCACCAGAGGGUCCGUUGGAUCAUUCACCUCACAUAGGGACACAAAAUGGGCAGAAUAAAAUCAUCAUCUCAGACUUCGAUUUUGAUCGAAUACACCACACGAAAGAUAUCUGCAUGAACCGUUUAGAAGAAAGAACAGCCCAACAAAUGCGUCAGGUGCUAGAGGAAGAAAAUGAGAAGAUAUUGGAGGAUGUGAAGGAGUGUAAAAGUCUGGCUGUGGAGGCGGGGUAUGGUGUAGCAGAACAGUUUGAAGAUAGUUUACCCCCAAGGUUUUCUCAAACAGCUGGGGGCCCUGCAUUACCCUUGAUCCCCCAUGGAACUGGCACCUCAGGGCUGGAAAGACCUUCCAAUCAGAAUGUCAUUGAUGACCGCAUACCUAGUAAGCGUUACUCACGGACACGCAGAGAGGCCAGGCCAGGGGUAGAAGAGAGGUUGGAAUUGGGGCCCAUGAGGGGUAGAGGAAGAGCUAGAGCAGCUCCACAACCAUCAAGUAGCAGUCCUGCGAUUGGUUUAAGUAGCAGUCCGGUGAUUGGUUUAAGUAGCAGCCCUGUGAUUGGUUCACGUAGCAGUCCUGUAAUUGGUUCACAUAGCAGCCCUGUGAUUGGUUCACGAAGCAGUCCUCUGAUUGGUUCAUGUGACAGCCCUGUGACUGGUUUAAGUAGCAGCUCUGUGAUUGGUUCACGUAGCAGUCCUCUGAUUGGUUCAUGUGACAGCCCUGUGACUGGUUUAAGUAGCAGCUCUGUGAUUGGUUCUUGCAGUAGUCCUGCGGUUGAUUUUGGUACUUAUAACCCAGCAACACCUCCAAGUAAUAAUAGACAAGACUUAUUAUACAAAGCUUCCCCUGAGAAAAGAGAGGAACUAGUACAAACACUGAAAAAGAUCUUUGCAGAGGCAGAAAGAGACACAGAAGAGGAAACAAGGGCACGAUUACAGAGUCUUUUCUUCACAGAUCUUUUUAUGUACCUGGACAAGGAACAGUUACAGGAAGUGAUCUAUGUUCUGUUAAAUCGAGCAGUUCGUUACUAUGGAGAUAUUCACGACGUGCUGCUGGACAUCAUACAAAUACUUAGUGUGACUGAGGAUUUUCCCGACUGUCUUUACCAGUCCUGUAAGAAAAUAGAAGAAAACUACAUCAAGAUUCAGAUGAAGGGGAGUCCAUUUCAUGUCCAGGCCAGUAAGGUGUUAGCUCAUAUCUUCACAAUGAGCCUUCACUGGUCCGGCAGCAACCAAAUUCAAGAGAUGAUGUUAUCAGCUUUGGAGAAGUGGAUAAUAUUCAACAAAACGGCUCAACAGCUUGGACAGGACAGAUUACAGGAGCUUUACAUUGAAUGUUUUGAUAUUGUGUGGUGCAUUGUGGGAUCUCAUAUCUGCCGUCUCUAUCCUGAACACAAAGCUCGGCUGCAGAGAGAGUGUCGAAAUAAGAUUCUCAAUGACAAUGUUUCCAGAUUGGUGCGGUCAAAGUUGCUGGACCUAUACAUAGAGAAGUUUGUGGUAUCACCCACUUCAAAGAAAGAGGAAAUUCACACCUGUACUCAGACCAGGGCUCUGACAAUGGUAGACAAGGGGGUACAGACAGAUAUGAUCAAAAUCACAGAAAGACGAUCACAGGCAGAAUCUCCUUCACCUGUUGCACCAGCAUCAGAACCAUGGAAAAAAUCCAUAACAAAGACAGCGCCAAAUAACACAAAAGCCACCACAGUAGAAUCCAAGAAAGACAUUGAGUGGCCGAAAUUGUCCGGUCCAAAAGUACCCGAUUGGACAAAUCGGUUGCUGGACAGUCCGAAACUUCCAGACUGGGGCAGCCCAGAGGGAAGUAGCAGUAGUGUCCGAAAGACUCCAGAGUCGCUGACAAGUGGAUUGUAUUUUUCUGCAGAGGAUAAAUCAUUUCCGAGUUCACCGGAUAUCAGACAAUCUUCAUUUCUUAAUUCUCCAGACAAUCUCAGAAAGCGAAAUUUGAAUCAGUUGAGGAGCCCUAAAGAGACCUCGGUAGUGUCAGAACCAGUGCAGAACUUUACAAACUGGUCCGACAAUAUGGUGUUUGGAUCUAAAUCAAACUUUCUGUCCAGUGAUCAUACAAUAAAGAAAUCGGAAGAUGAAAGAAAAAGCCAACUGUUGAAGAACAAACUUUGUGCUUUGGCAGAGCCUAAAUCAAAUUCCACAGGACUGAAAGCUCAAAGUCAAAGAGUGCAGCAAAAUGAUGGCUCCAAAAAGGAAAAUCAACAGAUUAGGCAGUUGGGAGGAAAGGAAGUGUCUUACUCUAGCAAUAGGAAAACAAAGGAUCUGAAAGAGGAGCAGAAAUCUAGAGACCCAGAACCAGUCUCUUGGUGGGAUUCAACAGGCAGCUUAUCGAGAUCAAAUUUAAAAUCUCCUUCUGUUGGCUCAGAAGAGGAUUCAAGUGGCAGUGAAAAAAGAUCUUUGGGCAGAGGGAGGGGAAGGCGUGUUAAAAAAGGGCUUCCUACACCCUCAAAUUCUUCUUCUCUCGUACAGAAAUCAGACUUUGGAGAUGAGAAAUCUGAAAAUCUUUCUAGCUCUCAGAAGAGGGUCAAUCCUUUACGAGCCACCAGAGAUGAAAAUCCAUUGCACUUCCAAAAUCAGAAUGCUAAUUGCAAGAAAGGUAGUGGUGCUGGUGGUGGGAAAUCCCCACAAAAAGUGAUGGACUGGUUCUCUAUGGAGGAGGUAGAAACUGGUGAUCAGCCCUCAGAAACAGGCAGCAGGAAUGAGGAUGACGUGCCAGACGACUGGUUUCUGGCAAGCGAGGACGAAAAAAGUGCCAAAUAUUCCCAAAGCAGUGAUAUGCAAGCUUUACAGAGUCAAACAAGUGACAUUUCAACGAAUCAAAAGAGUCCUAGCAAAGGUCAGGUGUCUCAAAAUGGAGACUCGCCAUCACAGACAGAAGCUGACACAGGUGGGCUGGACGGUAAAUUUGACGGUGAGGACGGUAACGGUGACUGCCCCACGCGACCCUCCCAUUUUUCCGACGAGGAGGGUGAUGAUGAUGGAUUAUGGGAAACGGACCAGAGCUCCGAUGAUGAAAUGUAUAUGAGGCCUGCAACUGCCGACAUUUCUGACAAGGGAUUUACAGAAAGUGUUUCUAAGUGGGUUCCUGGGCAGAGAAAGUGUACACUGUGUGGUGCCACUGAUCAUGUUAUAUACAAGUGCCACAGGAAAAAAGACAACAGCUUUUUUCUGUAAAAAAUGUGCCAUUUUUUUAUUUUGUUCUUGUGUUUAAGGAAAAGCUUUUAAACCUACUGUUCACAAUAUGAUCUGAAGCCUUCAGCUACCUUCAUUGGUCAAAGUCUGUGUGUGUAUCUGAAUGUAUUUCUGUACCCUUCACUGAAAGUAUCAGUUUUCAAAUGUCUUCACAUGCUUCUUGAAUCAGGCAAACUUAUGAAAUAUUGUCUGAUGAUUAAUUCUUUCUCCUGCAUAAUUGCCUCAGGUUGUGAUGUAAGGAUUAUAAUUUGCUAAGGUCAGCAUAAAAAAGAACUUAUUUUUACAAGGCAGGUACAUGUAUCUGUCCCCAAAUAAAACUAAGAAAUUAAGAAAUCUUUUUAUUAUAAAUUAAAAAAGAAUGGUUUUCUGAUUAUAAUUUGUUCUUUGAAUUUAUUGAAUAAAGUUUUAACUCCCAGUGAAUAAAUUUUCCUCUUAAUUUUUGCAAAAAAGUCUGAAAUUCAUAUAUCGCAGGCAUAGUCUUUAGAUGACAAUUCUCAGCAAGAUUUUGCAUGGGCAUAUGAGCACACAAAUUUCCUUGUUGACUUUGAACCCAAAAGUCAAGGUGCAACUUUUUUCUUUCUUCAUCUGUAUUUUCUCAGUUUUUGCAUUCUUUUCUUUAUUCCCUAAGUUGGGGACACAGAAUCCCUUAAUUAAAUACACUAUAGUUUAUACCAAGUCACUUAAUUAAUAAUUAUAUAUUGCUUAAAUAAUUGACCUCUUCUGAAGAAAUACUAGUAUGUAAAUUUGGAAAUCUUCUUGAAUGUAUAUCUUGAUGUAUAAUAUGCAUUUAAAUACUAUGCAUUUGUUCCACACCUGUAAUUUUAACAAAUAAGAUAUUUCCUGGGGGAAAAAAGCAGCUUUAAAGCAUUUGAAAUGAUUUUUUUUAAGGUUUAUGUGUCCUUGUAUACCAUUCCUUAUUUUUUUUAAUAUGGUUUGUAGCCCUUUUGAAUUUCACGAGAAGUCAGCUUAUAUUUUUUUAAACGUAGAACAAUGGAAAAUUCAGCCAUUUUGCUCCAAAGCUAUAGGACAUUUCUCAAGGAUUUGACCUUUUGUGUCUAAACUAAUAAUCAAAGUGGACAAAAAAAGAGAAGAAUUUUCUCUCUGUGAAUCUCUUUCAGUGCCUCCCACUCAUAUAAAUUUGUCUGCUUUUUAUUUUGGUUUUAUUUAUGUGCAUGAGCUCUAUGAUAAACUUAAAACAGCUUAACCAAAUGCCAGAUUACCCAUAGGUG